Molecule: messenger RNA, 1686 nt
Organism: Raphanus sativus (radish)
Lineage: Eukaryota; Viridiplantae; Streptophyta; Magnoliopsida; Brassicales; Brassicaceae
Product: adenylate-forming reductase 03009
Exons: 2
Coding region: 58-1686 (542 amino acids)
Source: RefSeq, a predicted model, not a curated record
UUUUUCUUUUGCUUCUAAUCGACACCAACAGAAGAUAAAGGAAAAUAAAAAAGAAGUAUGGAAAACGCUCCGAUCGUUAGAUUUUAUAGCUGUCGAGGAGUCGCGUCUGAGAUAAACCCUCACGCAAACCCUUUUGCUAUCAACACAACUGAUCAAAAUCGCAACGCAAACGCUGAACGCGAGAAAACGAGCAGCAGGUUUCAACUCAUAAGAAACGCCUCAAAAGUUUCCCCUUCAUCCAUUCUACACUCCCUGAGCCGAACAAGCAGUCACUUCUGCGACUUGGACCUUGACACCGAAGAAGAGGAAGAAAAAGACGUUAUCUGCUACAUAGAAGAAGGUGGAACCAAGGAAGGAUACGAACAACACAGCGAGAAACCGCAGCAACGCGCUUCAAGACUAUCAAUCAUACUUCUUGAUCAGGGAUUAUUCACCGUUUACAAACGUCUCUUCGUUACUUCAUUGUUUCUAAACGUUAUAGCUCUCGUUCUUGCCGCCACGGGACGUUUCAAUUACGCUAGAAACAGAGCAGCUCUGUUUUCACUCGCCAACAUUCUCCUCCUAACUCUCUGCAGAAGCGAAGUCUACUUGAGACUCGUUUUCUACCUAACCGUAAAGAUCCUCGGACACUCCUUUGUCCCUCUCCGCAUUAAAACCGCGGCCACGUCGCUCUUACAAAGCCUAGGAGGUAUCCAUAGCGGAUGCGGCGUUUCCUCAAUCGCUUGGCUCGUUUACGCAUUGGUUAUCACUCUUAAAGACAGGGACAAGGCUUCGACAGCGAUCACAGCGGUUGCGUCUGCGAUUCUGUCUCUCCUCUGCCUCACUUCCUUAGCCGCGUUUCCACUCGUUCGUCAUUUACACCAUAACGUCUUUGAACGCGUCCACAGAUUCUCCGCCUGGGCCGCUUUAGGCCUUGUUUGGGCGUUUGUAGUUCUAACGAUCUCUUACGAUCCAACAUCAAGAUCUUACACUGAUAAUGUCGGCACGAAGCUGAUCAAAACGCAAGAGUUUUGGUUUACGCUAGCGAUCACAGUCGCGGUUCUUCUCCCUUGGUUGAGUGUAAGACGUGUUGCGGUUGAUGUGUCAUCUCUAUCAGGCCAUGCGUCACUGAUCAAGUUCAGAGGAGGCGUGAAGUCAGGGAUCUUGGGACGGAUCAGUCCAUCGCCGUUGUCGGAAUGGCACGCUUUUGGGAUUAUCUCUGAUGGUAAGACAUCGCACAUGAUGUUAGCUGGUGCUGUCGGAGACUUCACCAAGUCAUUGGUCUCAAAACCUCCGACACACUUAUGGGUCCGAACGAUUCACUUUGCUGGCUUACCCUAUCUUGUUAACUUGUAUGACAAGGUAUUACUUGUGGCCACCGGUUCCGGGAUUUGUGUAUUUUUAUCGUUUCUCAUGCAGCAGAGUAAGGCCGAGGUAUACUUAAUAUGGGUGGCUAAAGGGUUGGGUGAUAAUUUUGGAUCGGAGAUUAUGAACAGGAUUAAAGAUUAUCCUCAUCAAGACAGGGUCAUAGUUCAUGAUACUGCGAUUCUAGGACGACCUAAUGUGUCAGAAAUGAGCGUGAAAGCAUUCAAGAAGUUUGAAGCUCAGGUUGUGAUUGUUACCAGCAAUCCUGAAGGAAGUCGUGACGUUGUUAAUGCAUGUAAGGCUUCUGGUGUUCCUGCUUUCGGUCCCAUUUGGGAUUCUUAG